This is a messenger RNA of Heterostelium album PN500, 576 nucleotides long. RefSeq lists its product as uncharacterized. Gene Ontology annotation, biological process: protein polyubiquitination; ubiquitin-dependent protein catabolic process. Gene Ontology annotation, molecular function: ubiquitin conjugating enzyme activity. Gene Ontology annotation, cellular component: nucleus. Lineage: Eukaryota; Evosea; Eumycetozoa; Acytosteliales; Acytosteliaceae. The record is from RefSeq and is a predicted model, not a curated record. The transcript is spliced from 4 exons. Bases 1 to 576 code for a protein of 191 amino acids.
AUGUCAUCACCAAAUAGAAGAAGAGAUCUAGAUCUCACUAAAUUGAUGAUGAGUAACUAUGAGGUUACGAUAUCUACCGAUUCAAUGGCAGAAUUCACCGUCACUUUUUAUGGACCUAAAGAUAGCCCUUACUUUGGUGGCACAUGGAAGGUCAGAGUUGAAUUACCUCCCAACUACCCUUACAAAUCACCUUCCAUUGGAUUUUUAAAUAAGAUAUACCAUCCAAAUGUAGAUUUAGCAUCGGGGUCAGUUUGUUUAGAUGUAAUUAAUCAGACUUGGAGUCCAAUGUUUGAUCUUAUCAAUAUAUUCGAGGUAUUCCUUCCACAACUUUUGUUAUAUCCCAACCCAACCGAUCCAUUGAAUGGUGAAGCUGCAUCAAUGUUACUUAAAGAGCCUGAGAAAUAUAAACAAAAAGUAAAGGAAUUUGUAAAUAAAUACGCAACUAAAAACUCACAACAGGAAGACAGUGAAUCAGAGAGCGAUUUGAGUUCUUAUUCAGAUGAUUCCGAUGCCAAUGAUAGCGAUAAUGAUGGUGAUGACGACGACACCAAAACUAAAUUCCAAAUUGAUUUUUAA